Messenger RNA from Scleropages formosus (Asian bonytongue), 799 nucleotides. RefSeq names its product inhibitor of growth family, member 4 (gene ing4). Gene Ontology annotation, biological process: regulation of DNA-templated transcription; positive regulation of apoptotic process. The coding region runs from base 11 to 763 and encodes 250 amino acids. The transcript is spliced from 8 exons. NCBI's taxonomy places the organism in Eukaryota, Metazoa, Chordata, Actinopteri, Osteoglossiformes, Osteoglossidae. The record is from RefSeq and is a predicted model, not a curated record. Gene Ontology annotation, cellular component: nucleus.
GUUUUCCAAGAUGGCGGCGGGGAUGUAUUUAGAACACUAUUUAGACAGCAUAGAAAAUUUGCCGUUUGAGCUGCAGAGGAAUUUCCAGCUGAUGAGAGACCUGGACCAACGGACAGAGGACCUGAAGAAGCAGAUUGACUCUAUGGCAUGUGAGUAUACUGCCAAUGCACGUACUCUGUCCUCUGAUCAGAAGGUGUCCCUGUUGCGGCAAAUCCAGCAGUCCUACAGCAAGUGUAAGGAGUUUGGCGAUGACAAAGUACAGCUAGCAAUGCAGACCUAUGAGAUGGUGGACAAACACAUCCGACGGCUCGACACAGACCUAGCUCGCUUUGAGGCUGACUUGAAGGAGAAGCAGAUUGAGAGCACUGAUUACGACUCCACAUCUAGCAAGGGAAAGAAGAGUGAGUCAAGGGGACCUAAAGAAAAGAAAGUGGCUAGAACUCGGUCGAAGGUGAAAAAUUCAGACGAGGAUGGAAGCCCAAAGAAUGGACAGAAGAAAGUCAAACUUAAUAACACGGUGGAAUUCAGCGCACCGUCAGUGAAUUUUGGAAACGUACACCCUUCAGAUGUGCUCGAUAUGCCAGUGGACCCAAAUGAGCCCACAUACUGCCUCUGUCACCAGGUUUCAUAUGGGGAAAUGAUUGGCUGCGACAACACAGAUUGCUCUAUUGAGUGGUUCCAUUUUGCCUGUGUGGGGCUCACAACUAAGCCUAGAGGAAAAUGGUACUGUCCACGGUGCUCACAAGAACGAAAAAAGAAGUGACUGAGGUAGAAGGAUGGCGAAGAUGCUUUGGAGAGG